This is a messenger RNA of Diachasmimorpha longicaudata, 1212 nucleotides long. Its product is annotated as peptide deformylase, mitochondrial-like. Bases 325 to 1068 code for a protein of 247 amino acids. The record is from RefSeq and is a predicted model, not a curated record. Gene Ontology annotation, molecular function: peptide deformylase activity. Gene Ontology annotation, cellular component: mitochondrion. NCBI's taxonomy places the organism in Eukaryota, Metazoa, Arthropoda, Insecta, Hymenoptera, Braconidae. Gene Ontology annotation, biological process: peptidyl-methionine modification. The transcript has 3 exons.
AUCUGAUGAGUGAUGUCUUGAUAUGCCUUUCAUCAAUAGUCGAUAAAGGCGCAUUACAGAACAUGGCAUUAUCAAACUCAGCUAAAACUGAUUUUUUACUCCUUGACCUCUGCGAAAGGGCGCCACAUGCUGGAAAUUCAACUCCUGGCACAGUGAAGUACUUAUCCGUAUGUUUUUGUCCAUGGCACACAGAGGUCACCACCACCUAAGUACAUUGGUGUAAUCCUAACCUCCACGCGGUUGUAUUGAACUCGUAACAGUUGUUCAAUUGUAAACAAAAUAAACAAUCAGUCAAAGAGAUCUUAAUCCAUACCAAGUGACGUAAUGCUGAAAAAAACGGUCUUUUCAUGUCUCUCCCCGUAUCAUGCGUCACAAUUUCUAAUGAUAAAACGCGGAAAUGCAUUCUUUGAUUAUUUUCAAUCUCCAGCACCCCCUUUGCCCCCUUAUGCUCACGUGUGUCAGAUAGGCGACCCGGUAUUGCGGGAGAAGGCUGAACCCGUGGAACCGGAAAUCAUGGCAACGGCGGAUUUCAAAAAAUUUGUCGACCAUUUAAUCUUAACAAUGCGGAAGUACGAGGCGUACGGUCUUGCAGCUCCGCAAAUUGGUGUCUCUGCUCAAGUAUUCGUCAUCGAAACGACUGCAAAACAGGUAGAGGAGUGUAUAAAGAUGAAGAGUGCAGGUCAGCCCAUGGAAAUUGUUCCUUUGACAGUAUUUAUAAAUCCAAAGAUGAAAAUACUCGAUUAUCACACAAAUUCAUAUCCCGAGGCUUGUGCCAGUGUUUUUGGCUAUACUGCACAGGUGACUCGUGCAAAAAGUAUUCAAAUUGAGGCUUUUGAUGUUACGGGGAAAAAAAUCACGUGGAAGGCAGAGGGAUGGCCGGCAAAAGUUGCUCAACAUGAGAUGGAUCAUUUGCAAGGACAACUCUUCACAGACAAAAUGGAUCCGCAGACUUUAGCCUGUACUAUUUGGAGUAUUAUUAAUGUUAGAAGGGGCAAAGUUGCUGUUAAAUUCUUCCCGGAUUCAGGACGAUGGAGGCGCUUCAAGAGCUUAUUUCCUUGGAAUGAUUGAAUAUGUCUCAAAUGAGCUGAUGAAACGUAACAACUCUCAUUCGAAAUUAUUGCUAAUUGUGCAUUUAUUUGUGAAACAAUUGAAUUUCGUUACGUUUGACCACUUAACACUUUGACGAAUGUCAUUCGUUGUAUUUACAAAGAA